AUGAAGGUACUUCAAAUAUGUUUAAUUAUACAAAUUUUCAAGUUGAAAGCGUUACAGGCCAUUAUACCGGAAUGCAAUUUAAAUCCUUGCGAAGUGUUAGAAAUGCUAACUUUAGGACGUCGUACAGGAGAUCCAAAGAAUAUCGGAUUAUGCACAAAUGACAUGCAAUGGAGGCGAUUAGAUCGACGACUGCGCGCUAUGGAGCAACCUGCAUGGACAAUAAGUUUAGGCCAGUCCCGUUGGCGCCAGUGUGCAAAAAGUGUAUGCCGAUGUGAUGCAGUACAUCGAUCAUUAAAUUGCUGGCGUGCUGGAAUAACGGUGCUGACUCCUGACAUAAUCAUACCUGCCGAUCUGCACACUAUUGACUUGGGCACUAAUAAACUACGAACAUUACACAAAACUACUUUUAAAGAUAUGCGGUCUCUAACGGAAUUGGAUAUGUUCGACAACCAUUUAGAAUAUUUACCGUCAAGCAUAUUUGAUUCGUUGAUCAACUUACGAAUAUUGCGCUUGCAAAGAAAUUACUUAGAAGAAAUCGAUAGCGAAACUUUUCGAUGGGCAAAAAAUCUUUUUCAUGUCGAUUUAUCCAAUAAUUUGUUACAUACAUUGCCUGAACGCCUUUUCGCUAAUAAUUCAUUUUUAGAAACAAUAGACAUUUCGAACAACCAAAUAGUUUAUAUACCUUCUGACACUUUCAUGGGAUUGGAGUCGUUACUGAUAUUAGAUCUUUCAAAAAAUAAAAUACAGGAAAUAGAAAAUUGGACUUUCCCUAUGAAGAAGUUACAAGUUUUAAAAUUAUCAGAAAACAAAAUUAGCAACAUAACGGAUAAUGCCUUCAAAAAUCUGUUUUCUUUAGAAACUUUGCUAUUGUACAAAAAUAAAAUAAAGAAAAUUCCACCAAAAUUAUUUUCUAAUCUAAAAUCCCUAACUUUUUUGGAUUUAUCGAACAACAAUUUAAUAAGCUUUACAGGACUUGAAUUUCAAAACCUACAUCUACUACGUAAUUUGGAUUUGAAGGAAAAUUUCUUGACGCAAAUACCUAACAACACGUUCGCUAACUGCACUAACUUGGAGACCCUUGACUUAUCAAAAAAUAAAUUAAGGUUUCUUAAUGCCUCUACGUUUCGAGGGUUAGAAAAACUAAUUUCACUUGUACUGUCUGAAAACCAGCUCUAUGAAGUUCACUUCAAGACAUUUUCAACGUUAAAGAAUCUAACAACAUUGUAUAUAGACAACAAUAUGUUUCCCUCGUUACCGUCGCGUACUUUGGAUUAUAUGCCAAAGCUAGAAAAUGUGAAACUAUCAAAUAACCCUUGGCACUGCGACUGUCACACCCUGUACAUAUCAGCUUGGGUGCGCUUAAACGAAAUGAAAAUUUGGGACUAUUCUCCAACAUGUGUAUCACCGUGGUAUCUCGAAGGUCACUUUCUGAAAAAGCUUAAAUUUCCUGAACUGUGUUCGGGACAAUGGGCAAGCAUGGUUAACCUAUCGCCCCGUCUUCCCAUGCAACAACUUUUGGCUCUUAAUGUCACCGUUAAUCGGAAACCACAAAGAAUGGAGGAUGAUGAAGAUGUAACUUCUGAUGAUCAAUGGAAAUAA
Molecule: messenger RNA, 1599 nt
Organism: Parnassius apollo (apollo)
Lineage: Eukaryota; Metazoa; Arthropoda; Insecta; Lepidoptera; Papilionidae
Source: the annotation of a GenBank genome assembly